Messenger RNA from Trypanosoma cruzi, 838 nucleotides. RefSeq lists its product as uncharacterized. Gene Ontology annotation, cellular component: mRNA cleavage and polyadenylation specificity factor complex. The record is from RefSeq and is a predicted model, not a curated record. The annotation marks the transcript as partial. NCBI's taxonomy places the organism in Eukaryota, Euglenozoa, Kinetoplastea, Trypanosomatida, Trypanosomatidae. The transcript has a single exon.
UGCGACUGCAGAAGUAACACGAAUGAAUAGUGAAGAACUGGACGCAUUUAUUCGAGACGUUGUGAGAGAAGUUCUUGUGCGUUCGCCCGUGCACUUCUCCGAUGGUAUUGCUCGUGGUCUUUCACGAACAGACCUUCUUGUCUACUUGCACUCCGCCUCACACGAGUCAAAUGCAGCGGAUUCUCAAGUGGCGGCGGGCAAAAAUUCCACGUUGUCUGCAAGCGCGGGACGAGAAGAAUUACGCGGUAUUUUGGGUGCCGGCCUUUCUUCCACGGCAGCUACAGAGGAGGCUGCAGGAACGAAGCCAAUAGCAGAAUAUCUUACCAUUAGUCCGUUCACGACGAAAAGGGUCAUUGCCGUGCUGUUGAAACUUACACGAACCUUUGAUGGCACCACGACGGAGUUUUUGUACGGACCCGAGGAAAUUAAGAGCGCGGUGCGUCAAGUGAUGCAACAACUUGGCGGUGUUGGUGGAAGCGGCAGCGGCAGAAGCGGUAUUAUUAGCAAUGUGUCGUCUGUUCCCCCGCAGCUGAUGGUAACUUUGAUCCUUGCUUGCAAAAUCCACGCCCAACGGCCACACGCGGACCUUGUUCGCUUUGUCCAUCAUGUGGUGCUUUUGCCGCUUGCGAAGGAUGCCACAUGGGAGAAGGACACGAAGCUCUGGCGUGGUGUCUUGUUGUUUGCAGAGGAGCACUACCGGGAGUGCAGCAGCUUUCUUGUUAACCUGCCGGAGAAGGUGCUCAUUCAGGCAUUGCGCAGCCAACCCCAGCUUCGCGAGUACUUCAGGGAGGAGCAUGGCAAUAACGCCGCCUUUGGCCACAUUCUGGGAAGUUUGUAA